CUAGGUUUGCCGAACCAAGCAGCCAAACCUGCCUUACGGGAGAUAUUCAACAAAAAGUCCUUCCUCCUUCCAAUUUUCUCUACUGAUCUUUCUAUAUUCCAAAAAUGGCCGUUUCAUCUUCUAGAAGAUCAAGCGGACCAGUUCUCCGUUCUCUCUCACCGUCUGGUAAAUUCCACUCAUCAAAUCCUAGUUACUCUAUAUCAUCUUCAUCUUCAGGCUUCGCUUCGUCGACAAGCUCCAGUUUCUCUUCUUCAUCUUCUACCUUCUUUACCCAUAGGCAUCAGAGAUCUGCAUCUCCUACUCGUGUCAAUCUGUAUACAUCAGCUCCGGUGUCCACCUCCUUUCGAUUCUCUAUUGAUAGAUCUACAUCGCCUGGUCGUUCUGUUGCCGUAUCCAAACAGCACAAUCCGGUUUCGCUUCCCAAGAAGAGAUGUACGUGCUCUCCAACGACGCAUCGGGGGUCGUUUCGUUGCAAUCUUCAUAAGAAAGUCGAUAGCAACCACGGUAACAGCAGUUCGGUUUCUUAUCCGUCAAAUCAGUUGAAUAUGCUGAGAUCCGCGAUGACGAACUCGCUGGUGAGGAUCGGUGGAGUUGAAGGGGAGUUGGUGAGAAGAGCGUUGACGGCUCUGAUUCGCCCUUCUUCACACCAACAGAGAAGAAGAGCAGCGUUCCAGCCUCGGCAGAGUCGGCUUUCAGUGAUGUCCAAAGCUGAGGAUCUUUGAUUCAGGUUUGUUUGUUUUUUCUUUUCUCCUCUGAUGGUCCGAGUCAACUCGGAGGAUGAUUGUUGAUCCGGAUCUGAACCGAGACGAGGACGAAUUCUGCACACGUGCAGCGGCAAUUUGUCAAACCCGGCGAGUUUUGUACUUGGAGACCUGGAAACCCUAGCUUCUUUUGUGGGACUAGUUCGAAGAGAAAUACCGUUUGUACAUAACAAUUACUAUGCAAGGAGAUUUUGGAUAUUGACAAAUGCAGAACCAAAUCAGUAUAAUCAAUUAAUCAAUAUCAUCAUUGAAAAUAUAAAUCUCCAUUAAUUUUGCCUU
This is a messenger RNA of Tripterygium wilfordii, 1040 nucleotides long. RefSeq lists its product as uncharacterized. The transcript has a single exon. The record is from RefSeq and is a predicted model, not a curated record. Bases 105 to 722 code for a protein of 205 amino acids. NCBI's taxonomy places the organism in Eukaryota, Viridiplantae, Streptophyta, Magnoliopsida, Celastrales, Celastraceae.